CCUUUCGAACACGUAACAGUUCGUUCGUAACAGUAUCCCAGUUCCGACGUGGUCGCAGGAUAGGGACAACAGACAAAGAAAAACCUCGGCCGCUAGAUCAGUGCAAAAUGGUGCGAAGGGUUAAUCAAACAGAACUAAGCGUGUUGCUGCUGGCGGUAUUACUACUCGCUGAAACAGGCAUUGCCGGCGAAACGGCAGCUGUCGGAGCGCUUGCAGAAGGGAAGAAGGUGGUGUGUUACGUGGGUACCUGGGCAGUCUAUCGGCCCGGUAAUGGACGGUUCGACAUCGAGCACAUCGACCCGUACCUGUGCACUCACCUGAUGUACGGCUUUUUCGGCAUCAACGAGGAUGCAACGGUGCGCGUGAUCGAUCCGUACCUGGACCUGGAGGAAAAUUGGGGCCGCGGCCAUAUCAAGCGAUUUGUCGGGCUGAAGCACGUAUCACCGACGUUAAAAACGCUGGCAGCGAUCGGUGGCUGGAACGAGGGCUCCAGGAAGUUCUCGCAGAUGGCGGCCAGUGCCGCGCUACGGAAGCGCUUCAUAUACGACUGUGUGGCGUUCUGCCAGCGGCACGGGUUCGAUGGGAUCGAUCUGGACUGGGAGUAUCCGGCACAGCGUGACGGUAAUCCUGCAAUCGAUAGGGACAAUCAUGCACAGCUGGUGGAGGAAAUGCGAGUGGUCUUUGACCAGUAUGGACUCCUGUUGACGGCGGCGGUAGCGUCGGUAGAGUUUUCCGCCGGUCUGUCGUACGAUAUCCCGCGUAUUUCGAAGAGUUUCCAUUUCCUGAACGUCAUGGUGUACGAUAUGCACGGUGCAUGGGAGAGCUACUGCGGUAUCAAUGCGCCGCUGUACCGUGGUUCGGCCGAUAAAACGGAAACCGAGCAGCAACUUAACGUGAACGCUAGCAUACACUACUGGCUGUCGCAGGGCGCCCCGGCUGAGAAGCUUGUGCUGGGCAUUCCACUGUACGGACGAAGCUUUACGCUGGCCAAUGCGGAGAAUUCACAAAUCGGUGCACUUGCUGUCGGUGGCGGAACAGCCGGGCCCUACACACGCCAGUCAGGCGUGAUGGGAUACAACGAGUUCUGCGAGAAGCUGCAGACAGAGUCGUGGGAUCUUCGGUGGGACAUACAGCAGCGAGUGCCGUACGCAGUGCGGGGCAAUCAGUGGCUGGGGUAUGAUGAUCUUCAGUCGAUUCAGUUGAAGGUAAGGUACCUGCUAGACUAUGGGUUGGGUGGUGCAAUGGUGUGGUCCCUCGAGACGGAUGACUUCCGGGGUGUGUGUGGUGGGGGAAAUUAUCCGCUAAUGAGAGAAAUCCGUUCCCUGGUGGAUGGCGGUGCGGGAAGUCCAACAACUCUACCACCACCUACGGUAUCCUCUACGAGCACCUCCACUACUACCUCGACCAACCCGACGACCACCACCACCAGUAAUCCGGGUAGUGGAAAUCCAGGUACAACGACCAGUAAUCCGGGAAGUGGAAAUCCAGGUACAACGAGCCCACCUGCUAACGACCGGCCGUGCUCCGGAGGACAGGCAGGAUUCGUACCACAUCCGAAUUAUUGCAACAAGUACUACAUGUGCCUGACCGGUGAUAUGUUCUUCGAAUUUACGUGCCCUGCGGGAACCCUUUUCGAUCCAAAUCUGAACGUCUGCAACUGGGCCGACCAGGUAAAGUGUGCACACGAAUGAACGAAUGUGUAGGCUUAGCUUUUGACGGAAUCCUAUUAUUUAUAACGAAUAAAAUUAAAUGAAUAACCGAAUUUAA
Anopheles stephensi (Asian malaria mosquito) is the source of this 1767-nucleotide messenger RNA. RefSeq names its product chitotriosidase-1-like. The coding region runs from base 108 to 1691 and encodes 527 amino acids. Lineage: Eukaryota; Metazoa; Arthropoda; Insecta; Diptera; Culicidae. Gene Ontology annotation, molecular function: chitinase activity; chitin binding. The record is from RefSeq and is a predicted model, not a curated record. The transcript has 4 exons. Gene Ontology annotation, cellular component: extracellular region. Gene Ontology annotation, biological process: carbohydrate metabolic process; chitin catabolic process.